Messenger RNA from Polyodon spathula (Mississippi paddlefish), 6594 nucleotides. RefSeq names its product discs, large homolog 3 (Drosophila) (gene dlg3). Gene Ontology annotation, biological process: chemical synaptic transmission. Bases 392 to 3154 code for a protein of 920 amino acids. Gene Ontology annotation, molecular function: kinase binding. Lineage: Eukaryota; Metazoa; Chordata; Actinopteri; Acipenseriformes; Polyodontidae. The transcript is spliced from 22 exons. Gene Ontology annotation, cellular component: neuron projection; neuromuscular junction; postsynaptic density membrane. The record is from RefSeq and is a predicted model, not a curated record.
UGUGUGUGUGUGUGUGUGUCUGUCACUGUGAUCACGGCGUGCUAAGAGGAGAUUUUAACCAUCAUAACCAUCAGGGCAGGUCUGUGAUGGUAUGAAUUGUACAUUCAUUUUCUGAUCCGUACGUGAAGGAGAGAAAGACUAUUUGGCUUUCCUCGCUCACUGUUAUUUUUUUAUUUAUUUUUUUUGAUUGCCGACAGCGAGGAAGAAAGAAAGCGAGCAAGCGAACCAAGAAGCUGGUGAAUUGUUCUUAUAUCUGCUAUCAUUAUUAUUAUCAUCAUAAUUAUUACAAUUAUUAUUAUUCGUAUUAUUCACUUCUUUUUUUUUUUGCGUGGGGAUUGUGUGACGAAGCAUCACCAGUAAAAGGAUUGUCAAAGCCAGCCAGCUAGCCAGCAUGCACAAACACCACCACUGCUGCAAGUGCCCGGAAUGCUACGAGGUGACCCGCAUGGCAGCCCUGCGCAGGAUGGACCCCCCCACUUACGGGGACUGGCAGCCCGACCAGUUUGGUUACCCAGCAGGGUUCGGCGCCGGACAGACCCUGCCCUCUCCGGCGGCUGGGGGAGGGGGAGGCGUGGGAGGAACGGGCACCAUAGGCAGGAGUAAAGGCAAGCUGAUGACUGCUGCAGGCUCCGGGGGCCCCAACCCCAAGGGCCAGUCCAAGGGCGGCCCCAAAGUGAACGGCAACAGUUCCAGCGGUCAAGGAGGAUGGUGGCCGGAGUGUACCUGUUCUAACCGGGACUGGUACGACCAGGCUAACCCUCCUCCCAUCAUUGUAAAUGCAGACUCCCUGGACCCAGGUCCUUAUGUAAAUGGUAGCGAUGGAAUGUACAAAUAUGAAGAGAUUAUUUUGGAAAGGGGUAACUCCGGUCUGGGAUUCAGUAUUGCUGGUGGAAUCGACAAUCCACACAUUCCAGAUGACCCAGGGAUUUUCAUCACUAAAAUAAUCCCAGGAGGGGCUGCAGCAAUGGAUGGCAGACUGGGGGUGAAUGACUGUGUGUUGCGAGUCAAUGAAGUCGAUGUGUCGGAGGUGGUGCACAGCCGGGCAGUGGAGGCGCUGAAGGAGGCGGGGCCAGUAGUGAGGCUGCUGGUGAGGCGACGACAGGCUCCGCCCGAAACCAUCAUGGAGAUCAACCUGCUCAAGGGACCAAAAGGACUGGGCUUCAGCAUCGCAGGGGGAAUCGGGAAUCAGCACAUCCCCGGAGACAACAGCAUCUACAUCACCAAGAUCAUCGAGGCAGGGGCCGCGCAGAAGGACGGCAGGCUGCACACGGGGGACCGCCUACUCGCUGUGAAUAACAUCAAUCUGCAGGACGUGCGUCACGAGGAGGCUGUGGCGGCCCUGAAGAACACCUCUGACAUGGUCUACCUGAAAGUGGCCAAGCCAGGCCCUGUACACAUGAACGACAUGUACGCCCCGCCGGACUACAGCAGCACAUUCCCCACUAUGGUUGAUAACCAUGUCAGCCACAACUCCAGCAUGGGCUACCUGGGCCGAGUCGAGAGCAAGCCCACCUACCAGCCUCCUCAGGUCACGCCCUCCAGGUACUCCCCUGUCCCUCGUCACAUGAUCGGGGAGGACGACUUCACCAGGGCUGAACCCAUUUACAGUGUUGUCCACAAACAAGCGGAGUCCAGCCCUCCCUCCCCCCAUCUCUACAGCAGGGUGUCCCGGGAAGUGGGUCCUAGCCCUGCCCCCACUGUCCUGCGCCCUGGCCUGGCCCCUUCUUCCAGCAGGGAGCCACGGAAGAUCCUGCUUCACAAGGGCUCGACGGGACUGGGGUUCAACAUCGUGGGGGGCGAGGAUGGGGAGGGGAUCUUCGUCUCCUUCAUUCUGGCGGGGGGGCCGGCAGACCUCAGUGGGGAGCUGCGGAGGGGAGACCGCAUCCUAUCGGUGAACGGGGUCAAUCUGCGGAGCGCCACACACGAGCAGGCGGCCGCCGCAUUAAAGAGGGCGGGGCAGACAGUCACCAUCAUCGCCCAAUACCGGCCCGAAGGUAGGAACCCAGAAUACAGCCGCUUUGAGUCCAAGAUCCACGACCUGCGGGAGCAGAUGAUGAACAGCAGCAUGAGCUCUGGCUCGGGGUCCCUGCGCACCAGCGAGAAGAGAUCCCUCUACGUCAGGGCUCUGUUUGACUACGACCGGACUCGGGACAGUUGCCUGCCUAGCCAGGGUCUCAGCUUUCUGUACGGAGACAUCCUGCAUGUCAUCAAUGCCUCCGAUGAUGAGUGGUGGCAAGCACGGCUCGUUACUCCACACGGCGAGAGCGAGCAGAUCGGGGUCAUCCCCAGCAAAAAGAGAGUUGAGAAGAAAGAAAGAGCAAGGUUAAAAACAGUGAAGUUCCACGCCCGGACAGGCAUGAUUGAGUCAAACAGGCAGUCAGUCAAAUCAAAGCGUAAAAAGAGCUUCAACCUCUCGCGCAAGUUCCCAUUUUACAAGAGCAAGGAGAAUAUUGGGCAGGAAAAUGUGGACACGGAACAAUGUGUGACAUCCAACACAAGCGACAGUGAAAGCAGCUCCAAGGGUCAAGAAGACACCAUUCUCUCUUACGAACCUGUUACGCGACAGGAAAUUCACUACACCAGACCUGUGAUAAUCCUGGGCCCAAUGAAGGACAGAAUAAAUGAUGAUCUGAUUUCAGAGUAUCCCCACAAGUUUGGAUCUUGUGUACCACACACUACCCGGCCUCAACGUGAGACCGAGCUGGACGGCCAGGACUAUCACUUUGUUGUCUCCAGAGAGCAGAUGGAGAAGGACAUUCAGGAUAAUAAAUUUAUUGAGGCAGGCCAGUUUAAUGAGAACCUGUAUGGGACCAGCAUCCAGUCUGUGAGGGCGGUUGCAGAGAGGGGAAAACACUGUAUUCUGGAUGUGUCUGGGAAUGCCAUAAAGAGGUUGCAACAAGCACAACUUUUUUCAAUUGCCAUUUUCAUCAAGCCAAAAUCCAUCGAAGCCCUUAUGGAAAUGAAUAAAAGACAGACAUACGAACAAGCCAAUAAAGUCUUCGACAAGGCAGUGAAGCUGGAGCAAGAGUUUGGGGAGUAUUUUACAGCCAUUGUACAGGGUGACUCGCUAGAAGAAAUCUACAACAAAAUAAAACUGGUAAUUGAGGAACAAUCUGGUCCCUACAUCUGGAUCCCUUCCUCUGAAAAGCUCUGAGCGUCCCUUCAACCCCCUGCCUUGGAGCGGGGCUUCCCCACCCCGAUCGAGUCCGAUCCCUCCCCUUUUUACAGAUAUGUUGCAUAUCGAGUUUUAUUGUCAUCAUUCUGUUACUCUUUAAAAACAAAUCUUUAUCACCAUUACAGUGACUGUGCGCAUCCCUGCAUGAGUUUUUCUGCAAUUCCAUCGAAGACUGGAAAAUGUCAUUCGAAAUGAAUUUUAGAUCAUUUUAAAAAAAGAAGAAAAAAAAAGAAAAAGCAAAAAAAAUCAAUUCUGGUCUGCAUAGGGACAGAAAGGAUCAGCAGAAUGCCCUAAAGCAUUUGAAAAAUGGGAUGUGGAGAAGUUUGGCAAGGGGAAUCAUACAAGUUGAAACGACUUCUGUGUGUUUAUAAACUUGCAUUAUGGACUUGGAGGGUGAGCAGACAGGAAGAGACCAUUGAGGUUUUUAUAUAAGGACUAGUUACAAAUCAAACCCCCUGCUGGUACUCUGCUAUUCAAGGGAUCUUUUCCAAUGUUUCUAAUUCAGAUCAGUGAUGAAAAGUACAAACUGCUGCUCACAAUUAUCACAACCAGCUUGUUGUGUGAUUGGUUGCCAGCAGUUUGUGAAGCAGCCAUUCAAGAUUACUCAUCUCCGGAGGUGGGAAGAAAGGAAUUAUGGGAUGCGAAUCUAUACAUUUAUAUACUGAACAGGAAGAUAAAGAUUAAAAUCCAAUGGAAAGAUGAUUUUACUACAUAUUAAAAAUACACAUUGUUUUACACAUCAUGAAAAUUGUCUGCAUGGAGGGCUUUCUGAUUUUUAUUUUUUGAAGCUGCUCUGAAUAAGGGAGGAGUGACCUGGGGUCCCUACAAAAUCUUAAGCUGCCUUGCAACUAAAAUCUGUGAAACUGCCACUAGAAUGGCUGACUGUGCAGCUUAUAUCUUAAGGCUGCUGUAUUUUCAGUUUGAACAAAUAUUUCAAUGGCCCUUGAAGAUGAUUCUCCCUACAUGCAAAGGCUUCGUUGUUGAGCCAGUGGGUUAGAAUCUUAUCUGCAUAAUUUGAGUUUGUUUUCAGGGGUAUCCUAAUUAGGGUAUGUCUUACAAAGACGAUGAAAUGACAAAUACUCAAGGUCACUCAAAUGUUUUAGUAGUUACGCAAAAAUUGCAAGUCAAAAUCUCCAGGCAUCCCAGUCCCCUUCAAUGCUACAGUGUGUCUGCAGUAUUAUAAUUGUUUUAGAUGCAGAUCCUUACAGGGCUCACACCUGCCAUAUUCAGACAAGAUGGUUUUGUGGUACAUUCCUCUCAGCUGCUUUUUCUUUACUGUCUUUUUUUAACUUUUAUUUUAUUUUUUAUUAUUAUUAUUGAAACAGCAGCCUGAAAACGGGUAGAAAAAAACUAAUGGUAAUUCAUUUUCAGUAAUCUGACAGAACAGAAACUAUCAUGUUUGUGCGACAGACAUGUUUUUAUUUAAGGAUGGAUAGUCCAGCUCAGAACUUGUACUGAUACACUUGGUGAUCUGGAUGGAGGAGGCAGACUAUUGGAGGUGGAGGGAUGUCACAGUAACUGAGCCUGGUGUAUAAUUGUGAAAGGGAGUGAAAAAACAAGCUUUUUUGAGAGGGAUUUUUUUCAUCAAACUAACAUAUGUAUUUAGUACUGCCUUUACCAACUUAUUUUAUUUUGCAUACAUAACUGUAAAACUUAUAUGCUGUAAAUCAGUAGAUAACAAGGAAGUGCUGUAUUAUUGACAUACCAACACAGUAAAGCACCUGUACAGUUACUUGUGACAUCUCUACUGAAUUUAGUGCUGAACAGUGUACCUCUUUAUAACUUGAGGUUUCCAGUUUGCUGAAUGCCUCCCUCUUGCUUUAUUGGAACAGAGCAUUAUUAAUAAAUAGAGUGAACUUCCACUUUCUUUUGAAGGAGUGGAUAUUUCACUUUGUGAGCAUGCAGGGUAUUCACAAGGCCAAGAUACACACUGUAAUCUACAGGCAUUUUCUGAACAGACUUGCUAAUCUGUCAAGCACCUCUGUAAAACCAGCUGUAACUAAUGUUAACACAGUUCAGGGACUAUAGAGAGGGAAAAGAGCCAUUAUAAAUUGCUUAUAGACUGUUCAGGAGGUUAUUCUAGCUGUAACAUUCACCUUAUGUCAAGAGUGAGAAUCAGUGGAGGGAAACAAAUUUCAGGUAAGUACACUUUUCUGUUAGAAGAUCUGACAGUACAGACACAUGUUAAAACACUACUACUCCCCUGUAAACAAAAACUCCAUCCCACUGCUGGCCUGUCUGUCAGUUAUUUAGUUAUUUUUGGACUUGCGGGUAACGGUAAAGGCUGAUACCCACCAGAUGCGAUGCGGCAAGCAGAACUGCAGCGAUGUGUCAAAAUGAAUAGAAACUAUACUUUUGCGAAGUAUCUCAUACCACAGGCAACGCAGGUGUGGCGCAAAAUUAAUUGAAUCCUAUUUUUUGCGGUUUGAUGCGUUAGCAAAGGCAUUGAGCAAUCGGAGAACAGCUUCAAUGCAUGUGGCCCAUCACAGUGAAGCAGUAUCCAAAAUGACAGAAACAAGACUUGAAAAAGUUCCCAGAGCUGUAUGAUAAAAGGCAUCACAAUUAUAAAGAUACAGAUUUGAAAGAUAAUAUAUGGGAGUCCAUAUCGAAGGAACUGGAUAAGCCUGGUGUGUAUGAUUUGUUGCCAUAUAUGUUGAUAUACCAAUCUGUGAAGACACUCAUCAUUGCCACGUCAUGUUAAUGAAUAUGUACCAGUCUUGAUCAUAGUUUUGUCAAUAACACUUUUGAACAGCUGUAUAGAUCUGGCAGUUUUCAAACCUGUCGCUUCUGGUGUGUGUUCAUGUUGCUGCAAAAGUGUCUCGUCGCCAAUUUAAAAAAUAGCAUCGCGUCUGGUGUGUGGAGACCAACAGUAGACGGCAUAUGUCGUGUAUAAAGUUUUAACUACCAAUCCAAUCCAAUUUUUUGACCUGGAAGAAUACUGACCUACAGUACUGAGUCUGAACACUGCAGACUGUUUGUGUGUCUGUUAUUUAUCACAAAGUCGACCUAUGAAUAAAUAGCCCAAAGAAUACUUAUUUGAGGUUACUGUGCUCUGAGAUUUAAUCUGUCUACUGCCUUUGUGUUCUUUUUGUGAGGGUGCCACUCUUUGGGCCAGAAGGACUUUCUAAGAAAUAAACUGUAUUUUUGUCUUUAAUUUCUGUCAUUGGGUUUUGAGAGUAAGGCUAAGGCUGGCAUGGUGUUACUCACCGGUUCAGUAACUGCCAGUAAAUCCUUGAUUGUACGCUAUAUUAUACUUUCUGUUACAAUAUGUAACUAACAGGACAAUAUUGUGUGGGCCCAGGUACAAAAGGAAUCCUUGUUGUCAUGGUUACCAAUCGGUAUACUGGCCAAGAAGGAAGGUUUUCCUUUUUGGAAUGGACAAAAAUAUUUUUAAAAAAAUAAUAAAAUAUGUGACUAUA